Molecule: messenger RNA, 1647 nt
Organism: Cajanus cajan (pigeon pea)
Lineage: Eukaryota; Viridiplantae; Streptophyta; Magnoliopsida; Fabales; Fabaceae
Product: putative serine/threonine-protein kinase PBL2
Biological process (GO): protein phosphorylation
Molecular function (GO): ATP binding; protein kinase activity
Source: RefSeq, a predicted model, not a curated record
AGGUUCAUGAAAGGAACAAAUCCUUUUUUUUUAAUUAUUAUUUUGUUGGACCUAAAAUUGACGACUCUGCCUCUUGAGCUAACUAUGGCUUUGCCGUGUACAUUUUAUUCUUGGUUAAAUCAGAUAAACACUUCCAAUAUUGAGACUUUUUCUUCACACCCUUUUGCAUCUUCUUGUUCUUUUCCUUCAUGAAUUUAGCUGGUUAAUUUUCUCUGACAACACACCUUUCAUCAUGGGAAACACUUGUGGAAAACCAGUUGCUCACGUGUCUUCCUCCAAUUUUAAUGGAAAUAAGAAGCCUGAAAGUAAGCCAAGGCAGCAUUCAAAUUCUUCUGAAAAAAAACCUGCUCCAAAAUCAUCAGAGUCAAAUCUUACCAAAUCCAUCUCUAGUAACCUUAAGUCCUUCAGCUUGAAUGAUCUAAAGGAGGCCACUAAGAACUUCCGGCGAGAAAAUUUAAUCGGCGAGGGAGGAUUCGGCCGCGUCUUCAAAGGAUGGAUUGAUGAAAACACAUAUGGUCCUACAAAACCAGGCAGUGGAAUUGUGGUGGCCAUUAAAAAUCUUAAGCCAGAAAGUUUCCAAGGACACAAGGAAUGGCUUACAGAAGUCAAUUAUCUUGGGCAGCUUCAGCAUGAAAAUUUGGUUAAACUUAUAGGUUAUUGCUUGGAAGGUAAAAACAGGCUUCUGGUUUAUGAGUUCAUGCAAAAAGGAAGUUUGGAGAAUCAUUUAUUCAGAAAAGGUGUUCAACCUAUGGCUUGGGUUACAAGGGUCAACAUAGCAAUUGGUAUUGCAAGAGGAUUAACAUUCUUACAUUCCUUGGACGCAAAUGUUAUCUUUCGUGAUUUAAAGGCUUCCAACAUCCUACUUGAUUCAGACUUCAAUGCAAAACUUUCGGAUUUUGGUUUGGCAAGAGAUGGUCCUACUGGAGAUAACACUCACGUUUCUACUAGAGUUAUAGGAACUCAAGGCUACGCAGCACCUGAGUAUGUUGCUACAGGUCACUUGACUCCAAGGAGUGAUGUAUACAGCUUUGGUGUAGUCUUGUUAGAGUUACUGACAGGAAGGCGUGCCGUGGAAGACGAUAGACCCGGAUUUUCAGAGGAAACACUGGUGGAUUGGGCAAAGCCAUUCUUGAGUGAUAGCAGAAGAGUUUUGAGAAUAAUGGACACAAGGUUGGGGGGUCAAUACUCCAAGAAAGGAGCACAAGCUGCAGCUGCACUUGCAUUGCAAUGCCUCAACACUGACCCAAAAUUUAGACCACCUAUGGUGGAAGUUCUAGCAGCAUUGGAAGGACUUAAUUCCACAAAUUCAUUCCCAAGGACACCAAAAUCUGAUAACCAUGCAACCAAACAUUCUGGUGCUCAUUCACAGAAGUAAAAUGGAAAUGCAAAAAUAUAAGCUUCUUGGCUUGUGUCUUUUUUCACUUUGCAUCAAAAGAAUACUAAGUUAUGCCAACAAAUGCUUUGUUCUUUCAUUUCUUUGCCUAUGUGAAGAAUGUCCAUCUUUGCGGGUUGUUGAGUGUAGAGUAUUACAUUGUGUUACAAGGUAUACAUUAAUUUGUAUGAAUUUUUUCAGCUCUUAGGAUGGGUAUUGUUACGUAUAUACAGAAUUGGAAAAAUUAAAUUUUAAUGGAUAUGUUUAAGUGAGUA